This is a messenger RNA of Cyprinus carpio (common carp), 10079 nucleotides long. Its product is annotated as myosin-10-like. Gene Ontology annotation, molecular function: ATP binding; cytoskeletal motor activity; actin filament binding. The transcript is spliced from 46 exons. Gene Ontology annotation, cellular component: myosin complex. Lineage: Eukaryota; Metazoa; Chordata; Actinopteri; Cypriniformes; Cyprinidae. The record is from RefSeq and is a predicted model, not a curated record. Bases 212 to 6415 code for a protein of 2067 amino acids.
GUCCUCGGUUUGCCAUCACUUCGCUUUACUGUCUAUUUUAUUCUCAGUGUGAAUGAGUUUGCGGCUUCUAGGGAGCGCUGUAAUGUGAAAAGCCGCAUUUGCACUAUUAGUACUCUCGCACUGGAAAGAAAAGCACGAGAGCGCGUUUCUUUUCUCUUCACAUCUCUAGUCAUAUCCUGAGAGUGGAUUAACACAUUUAAGUGCUACAACCAUGUCCAGGCCAGCGGGGGGCAAUGUUAAUGAUGUCACCCGCUUCCUGUCCACGGGGACGGGGCCUGGGUCACCAACCUCAGGGUUCUCCGCCUCCAGCCAAGCUGAUUGGGCGGCUAAGAGACUUGUAUGGGUGCCUUCAGAGAAACAUGGAUUUGAGUCUGCAAGUGUGCGCGAGGAGCGGGGCGACGAGGUGGAGGUGGAGCUUACAGACAGUGGGAGGAAGCUGACGCUCUCGAGGGAGGAACUCCAGCGGAUGAACCCGCCCCGAUUCAGUAAAGUUGAAGACAUGGCUGAUCUCACAUGCCUCAAUGAGGCCUCUGUCUUACACAACCUACGAGAGAGAUACUAUUCAGGACUCAUAUAUACAUACUCCGGCCUGUUUUGUGUGGUGAUCAACCCCUAUAAGAACCUGCCCAUCUAUACAGAAUCCAUCAUAGAGAUGUAUCGUGGGAAGAAACGGCAUGAGAUGCCUCCACAUAUCUACGCUAUAUCAGAGGCGGCCUACAGGAGCAUGCUGCAAGACAGAGAAGAUCAGUCCAUCCUGUGCACAGGGGAAUCCGGUGCAGGAAAGACCGAGAACACAAAAAAAGUGAUUCAGUAUCUGGCACAUGUGGCAUCCUCACACAAGUCUGGCACUCUGGGACGUCCCAAAGACAGCGCCCUACAGACGGAUGGUACGCGCUCUCUGGGUCGUGGCAGUAGCGCUGUGAACAGGACUGUGCAGUAUGGGGAACUGGAGAGACAAUUACUACAGGCAAACCCCAUUCUUGAGGCCUUUGGCAAUGCCAAAACUGUCAAAAAUGACAACUCUUCUAGAUUUGGCAAAUUCAUCAGGAUCAAUUUUGAUGUUGCUGGAUAUAUUGUUGGUGCUAAUAUUGAGACCUAUCUGCUGGAGAAGUCUCGAGCCAUUCGUCAGGCUAAAGACGAGCGAACCUUCCAUAUCUUCUACCAGCUCCUCUCUGGAGCUUCUGAGGCCAUGAGAAAGGAGCUUCUGCUGGGCAGUGCGGAUCAGUAUCGCUUCCUCUGCGGGGGCUCACUUCCUGUUCCGGGUCAGAGUGAUUCAGAAAACUUCACUCAGACAAUGGACUCAGUGACUAUCAUGGGCUUCACACAGGAAGAAUCCACUUCUAUGUUAAAGGUGAUCUCUGCAGUGCUGCAGUUUGGGAACAUCACAUUUCACAAAGAGAAGAACACAGAUCAGGCCUCAAUGCCGGAUGACACAGCAGCGCAGAAACUCUGCCACCUGCUGGGCAUCAGUGUACUGGAGUUCAGCCGAGCCAUUCUCACUCCCCGCAUCAAAGUGGGCCGCGAGUAUGUCCAGAAGGCUCAGACCAAGCAGCAGGCUGAUUUCGCAGUGGAGGCUUUGGCGAAGGCCACAUAUGAGCGUCUGUUCCGCUGGCUGGUGCACCGGAUCAAUAGAGCCCUGGACCGCAGACAGCGUCAAGGAGCCUCAUUCAUCGGGAUCCUGGACAUCGCUGGAUUUGAGAUCUUCCAGCUGAACUCAUUCGAGCAGUUAUGUAUCAACUACACUAAUGAGAAACUACAGCAGCUGUUCAAUCACACCAUGUUUGUAUUGGAGCAAGAGGAGUACCAGCGAGAGGGCAUCGAGUGGAACUUCAUCGACUUCGGUCUGGAUCUUCAGCCCUGUAUUGACCUGAUUGAGAGAUCGGCUCAUCCUCCUGGCGUCCUGGCAUUGUUGGAUGAGGAGUGUUGGUUUCCAAGAGCAACUGAUCGCUCAUUUGUGGACAAGGUGUCAGCUGAGCAGGGUUCACACUCGAAGUUCAUGCGGCCGAGGCAGCUUAAAGAAGAGGCUGACUUCUCCAUUAUACACUAUGCUGGCAAGGUGGACUAUAAGGCAGAUGAGUGGUUGAUAAAAAACAUGGAUCCGUUGAAUGAUAAUGUUGCGUCUCUCCUGCAUCAAUCAUCUGACCCCUUCAUCUCUGAGCUCUGGAGGGAAGAUAUUCAAACUCUUCCUCGCGUGUACUUUUUUGACUCUUAUGCCACACUGCAAACCAAUGGCACUGACAGCACAUCAGAUUGUGAUGUGAUGUUGGAGAGGAUUGUGGGUCUGGAUCAGGUAUCAUCUGGUGAGAGCAGUGGACCGGUGAGUUUUGGGGCUGCUGGGCUCAAGACGAAGAAGGGCAUGUUCCGCACGGUGGGACAACUCUACAAAGAGUCCCUCACUAAACUGAUGGCUACCCUCCGCAACACCAACCCCAACUUCCUGCGCUGCAUCAUCCCUAACCAUGAGAAAAGGGCAGGGAAGUUGAGUCCUCAUUUGGUUCUGGAUCAGUUGAGGUGUAAUGGGGUGCUGGAGGGAAUCAGGAUCUGCAGACAGGGCUUCCCGAACCGCAUCCCAUUCCAGGAGUUCAGACAGAGGUAUGAGAUCUUGACUCCAAAUGCUAUUCCUCGAACCUUUAUGGAUGGCAAACAGGCGUGUGAGCUAAUGAUCAGUGCUUUGGAGCUGGACAAGAAUCUUUUCCGGGUGGGACAGAGUAAGGUGUUCUUCCGGGCUGGAGUUUUGGCUCACCUGGAGGAAGAACGGGACUUGAAGAUCACUGACACCAUCAUCCGCUUCCAGAGUGUGGCCCGUGGAUACCUUGCCAGGAGGGCGUUCCAUAAGAAGCAGCAGCAGCUCAGUGCACUGCGUGUGAUGCAGAGGAACUGUGCAGCAUACCUGAAGCUCAGAAACUGGCAGUGGUGGAGACUCUUCACCAAGGUGAAGCCCUUGCUGCAGGUGACCCGCCAGGAUGAAGAGAUUCAAGCUCGGGAAGCACAGCUUCAGAAAGCCAAAGACAACCUGACUAAACUAGAGCAUGACUUCUCUGAACUGGACAAAAAAAACCAACAGCUGAUGGAGGAGAAGUCAGUACUGACUGACCAGCUGCAGGCGGAGGCGGAGUUAUUCGCAGAGGCAGAGGAAAUGAGAGCACGCCUGGCCAGUCGCAAACAGGAACUUGAAGAUGUGUUGGGAGAGCUUGAGAGCCGAUUGGAGGAGGAAGAGGAGAGGACCCUUCAGCUGACCACUGAGAAGAAGCGAAUACAGCAACAUGUGCAGGAUCUGGAGGAACAGCUAGAGGAGGAAGAGGGGACACGUCAGCGCCUCCAGCUGGAGAAAGUCACCCUGGAAAGCAAAGUGAAAAGUCUGGAGGCCGAGACCUUGACUUUGGGAGAGCAGAGAGACAGAUUUAGCAAGGAGAAAAAACAGCUGGAAGAGAGACUGAAUGAAGUGACAGAUCAACUCACAGAGGAAGAGGAGAAGGUGAAGAGUCUUAACAAGCUGAAAAACAAACAGGAAGCUGUCAUCGCUGAUUUAGAAGAGCGUCUGAAGAGGGAAGAGCAGGGCCGUCUGGAACAAGAAAAGUGGAAGAGGCGGAUGGAAGGAGAGGCAGUGGAGGCCCAAGAGCAGCUGUCUGACCUGAGCUUACUCGUCACUGAGCUGAGAGGCAGCGUGAGCCAAAGAGAGAAAGAGAUCACCACACUACAGUCACGGCUGGAAGAAGAGGGGGCACGUCGUGCAGAGGCUCAGAGAGCCCUGAGAGAGGCCAUGUCUCAGGUGUCUGAGCUCAAAGAGGAGGUGGAGAAUGAAAGAGGAAUGAGGGAGAGAGCUGAGAAACAGAGGAGAGAUCUGGGCGAGGAGUUAGAGGCUUUGAGGACUGAACUCGAAGAUACAUUGGACACUACAGCUGCUCAGCAAGAGCUCAGGUCUCGUCGUGAGGCUGAAUUAGGAGAGCUUCAGAGAUGUUUAGAGGAGGAGACCCGUCGUCACGAAGCCCAGCUGUCAGAGCUCCGCAUCAAGCACACCGCUGCUAUAGACUCCCUACAGGAGCAGCUGGACAACGCCAAGAGAUCUCGUCAGUCUCUGGAGAAGACGAAGGCCAUUCUGGAGGAGGAGCGCAUGAACCUGAGUUCUGAGCUGAAGACUUUACAGGGAGGGAAGAUGGAGAGCGAGAGGGGCAGAAAGCGAGCAGAGGGACAGUUACAGGAAGUCAAUGCACGCCUUGCACAGGCUGAGAGAGAAAGAGAGGAGCGAGAGGAACGACUCGGUAAACUCCAGUUGGAGCUUGAGUCUCUCUCCAGUUCCCUAUCCUCAUCUGAGUCCAAAUCUCACCGCCUGAGUAAGGAGGUCAGCAGUCUGGAGAGCCAACUACACGAUGUGCAGGAGCUACUGCAGGAAGAGACACGGCAGAAGUUGGCACUGGGCUCACGUGUACGUGCUUUAGAGGAAGAAAAAGCUGGAUUGAUGGAGAGGCUAGAAGAGGAGGAAGAGAAGACCAGAGAACUUACACGUCAGAUUCAGAACCAUACACAACAGCUGUCUGAUCUAAAGAGGCAGACAGAGGAAGUGAAUUCAGCGGUGGAGGCCGGGGAGGAGGCCAGGAGGAAGAUGCAGAGAGAGCUGGAGAAUGCCAUACAGAGAGAGAGGGCAAAAGAAGAAGAGAAAGAACGCAUCGAGAGACAGAAAGAACGGCUGAGAGAAGAGAUAGAGGACAUGACUAUUGCUUUACAGAGAGAAAGACAGAACUGCACUGCACUGGAGAAGCGGCAGAAGAAAUUUGAUCAGUGUUUGGCAGAGGAGAAAGCAGUUAGUGCUCGGCUGCUGGAGGAACGGGACCGUGCAGAAGCAGAGAGUCGAGAGAAAGAGACGCGUUUCCUGUCUCUCUCUAGAGCCUUGCAGGAAGCAACAGAGCAGAGAGAUGAGCUGGAGAGAACCAAUAAGCAGCUCCGCCUGGAGAUGGAGCAGCUCGUCAACGCCCAAGAUGACGUGGGCAAAAAUGUGCAUGAGCUAGAACGUUCUCGACGGGCUUUGGAAACAGAAGCCCAAUCUCUGAAAGAACAGACCCAGGAGCUAGAGGAUGAGCUGACAGAGGCGGAAAACGCUCGCCUCAGACUGGAAGUCACCCUUCAGGCUCUUAGAGCUCAGUUUGAGAGAGAGAUCAGCACUAAGGAGGAGAAAGGGGAAGAAAAGAGGAGAGCACUCAACAAACAGGUGCGAGAACUUGAAACAAUGCUUGAGGAGGAGAAGACUCAGAGAGCUCAGGCUUUGACUGUCAAGAAACAACUGGAAACAGAGCUGCAGGAGGCGGAGUCUCAGGUGGAAGCAGCCAAUCGAGGCAGAGAGGAAGCACUUAGACAGAUGAAACGUCUCCAGACUCAGAUGAAGGAACUUAUUCGUGAGCUUGAUGAGACCAAGUUAGCUCGAGACGAGAUUGUCGCCCAGUCAAAGGAGAGUGAGAAACGGCUGCAGACGUUGGAAGCAGAACUAUUACAGCUGACAGAGGAGGUGGCUGUUUCUGAGAGGCAGCGGAGACAGGCCCAACUGGAGAGAGACGAACUGGCAGAUGAAAUCGUCAACAGUGCAACUGGAAAAUCAGCACUGUUGGAAGAGAAGCGACGUCUUGAGGCCAGAAUCAGUCAGCUGGAGGAAGAGCUGGAGGAGGAACAAAGUAAUGCUGAACUACUAGCCGAGAGGCAGAGGAAGAGCACCUUACAGGUUGAGACACUUACAGUCCAGUUAUCUGGAGAAAGGACGCUGGCGCAGAAGAGCGAGAGCGCACGAGAGACUCUGGAGAGGCAGAAUAAAGAGCUGAAAACUCGUCUCAGUGAGAUGGAGGGGGCCGUGAAGGGGAAACAUCGCCUCAGUGUCGCCGCCCUGGAGGCCAAGAUAGAAUCUGUGGAGGAACAACUGGAGCAGGAGAGACAGGAGCGAGCCAUGGCUAGUAAGCUGGUGAGGAAAACAGAGAAGAAACUCAAAGAAGUUCUGAUACAGGUGGAAGAUGAAAGGAGACACGCAGAUCAGUAUAGAGAACAGUUGGAUAAGUCUAUGGGGCGUCUCCGUCAGCUGAAGAGGCAGUUAGAGGAGGUGGAGGAAGAGAACUCUCGCUCCAACGCUCAGCGCAGGAAACUACAGCGAGAGCUGGAGGAAAUGAGCGACAGCAUGCAGAGCAUGAACCGCGAGCUCAACACUCUCCGCUCCCAGCUCAGCGUCACAGAACGGCAGAAGUCAGAACAGAGAGCUCCGCUCCCUAUCUCCAUGCGUGCUGGCCGCAGGGCUCUGGUGGAUGACCUUUCUCAGGAGAACUCUGAUUCUGAGGAUCCAGGUGCUUCUCCCACCCCAUCCAGCGGCCCGCCGGGUACCCCCACACCCUCAGACAACACCCUGGGCCCCCCUCCUCCCUACAGCCUCACAGAGACUGAAUAAGAAGGGGAGAGUGUGAUAGAUGGACAGUUUUAAUGGUUUAAUGCACAUAGCUUUUGCAAUCGUACACAUAACAGAACAUCCGUGCAGUCAGACAUAACUUGAACCUAGUUAAUGUGAUUUAUUGAUUUUAAAUGAACUGAUGAAUUAGCAUGCAAGAUGGAGAAAGUUUGAUGCAGUACUCUUUAAGUACUAUUUAAACCAAGCAAGCAGUUAGUAAAGACUGCAGUUUUUAAGUUGAGGAGAAAAGAAAACUACAUUUCCCAGCAUUCCUUGGGAAAUAUAAGUACUGUAUAUCUGUGCAGUAUAUCAGGCUUGUUGUGGCAAAAUUAUGAUGGCCAUCUCAAGCUCUCUCUAAAUCAAUCAAAAGCCAUGUGUUUAGGAGAAAUUUGCAUGUUGAUGGCAAUCAAAGGCCAUCGGGUAUUGCACAGAUGAUCGACGAUCAGGCUAAAAUGCAUCAUCUGUGCUUGCACAAGCCAUCAAACCCUCAAAGCACUGAGAAACGUUCUCUCUUUCACUCCUAAAAUAAUGUUAUGUUUUAAGAAAUUGAGAAUUGAACAGGUACAAGGAUGUAUCUUUGGUAUUUGGUAUUUUUGUUUAAAUUUAAAAGGUGAUAGCUCUACUUCAGAUAAAUAGACGACAAUACUAUUUGUUAUGCAUAAUUAGGCAGAGAUGAUGAUUAUGGAAGCCCAUUUCCACCCCAGUAAAGAAAAAAAAAGUUAACUGUAACUUAAAAUGUCACUAUCAUAAUUUUGAUUCUCAUAAUUGUGACUUUACAUCUCACAAUUUUGACUAUAUGUCACAAUCUCACAAUUGCAACUAUCUUUCUCAAUAUUGUGACUGUAUAUCUCGCAAUUUCAAGUUCUUUUCUCUCAAUCGCAACUUUAUAACUCACAAUGUGACCUUAUGUCUCAAAAUGUGACUUCAUAUCUCACAUUGUGACUUUAUAUCUCGCAAUUCCGAGUAUGUUUCUGCCAAUUGUGACUUUAUACUGUUUCUCACAGUGUGACUUUAUAUCCGUCAAUUAUAAUUUUCUUUUUAAAUAUUUUGACUUUGCAUCUCGCAAACAAGAUUGUUUUUCACAAUUGUGGAUUUAUAAAUCACAUUGUGGUCUUAUAUUUCAUGUGUGACUUUAUAUAUUGUAAUUACGACCUAACAUCUCGCAGUUGCGAAUUUGUUUCCACUAAUGUGACUUUGUAACUCACAGUUUGAUGUUAUGUCAAUAUGUGACUUUUUAUCGUACAUUAUGAUUUUUCGUAAUUGCAACUUUAUAUCUCACAGUGUUGUUGUAUUUUAAACUUUAUCUCACAGUUAUCUUUUUUAUCUUUUACUCUGAGGUAAAAAGGGGCUUUCAUAGAUGACAAUUUACAUGCACAAAGCUAUGAUUGUAUAAAACAAAGACAGAAAAGUGAGACUGAGAAAAAUGCUUUUCUAUUAAAUGAAUAUGCUACAAAUUUGAGCUGUCCACUAUAGCUUUUACAUCUUAGCCAUAACCUGACCAUAAGAAAAAAUGGUGGUGAUACAGAAAAAAAAAAACCUUAAAGGUCAAACAAAUACUGGACUUACAGCAGAAAACAAAAGAAAAGCAACCAAAGCUGACAGAUUUCACCUCCAUGUAGAUUUAACAGCAACAGUUCCUAGAUAUUUGAAAUAUACCUACUGUGAUCUCAUUCAAAUUUUAGUGUUCAGUUCAACUCCCUAUUAAGUUCAGGGUGUCUGUGCUGCAGAUCAGACCCUCUUAGAUACUGUGCGUAGGUAGUUAGGUAGCUCUAAAGGGACGCUUUUGUUGGUAGUGAUAUAGAUAGGUAGUUAGGAUUUCUUAAUUUAUGUCUUAACAUAUCGGCUCCAGUUUCAGAAUACUGACUUGUUGUAAUUUUUAUCAAGUAAGAGAAUUCCAGUAUGCAGUCUAUUUAUUUUGUUUUGUAUUGAUUUUUUUUUUGUCUGCACAUAGACAUGUCAUGGUUGUUGUAUAGUUUGCAUUUUUAAGUGAAAACAAGGCGGAAUGAAAGAUAUUUGGAGGGUAAGGAUGGGUUUACACUUAGCAGGGUAUCAGUCAGUAACACUGGACAGAAUAAAAAAAAUAAAAUAAAAAAAACCUUUUCGUUAAAUAAGCUGCAGUGGACCUCAAAGAAUAUGUGUUUGAGACAGUUUUGACACUGGACAAGAGUGAGAAGUCUGUUAUCAGGAUUUCUGAGUUUCUAUGACAUGGUGUGAACAUGGAAGAUAUGAACAUAUAAUAUCUCGUCUGUUUGUCCCAGGGGUUGAAGGCUGCUAGUUAUGACUUAUCUCAUUAUAUCAAUGUAACUUUUUUUUUUUUUUUUAUCAAAAGGACAUAUUGUAUUUUUUGUUUGUUUGUUCAUUUUUGAAUGUGGUAAAUAUUUAUGGAUCAAUGCGUUUGUUAGGGCAUAUGGAUGACUAAAGGGACAUUAUUCCAGCUGUAUGCAUGUCAACAGUGCCUGUAGUAUCUGCAGAAAACACAAAACUGAGUCCAUUGAAAAUCAGUGAACUAAUAAGAACGAGGUCUGGAAUUUGAUAAGGAAAUUGCAAUAUUAGGUCUCCCUGAACAGCAAUCUGACUCGCAUAUAUUUUUCACAGAUACUGUUUAGAUAACAGUUGUUGAUUGGUUCUGAGAUGUUUAUUUUAAUGGAUGAAUCCAUGACAAAUGAAAGUUUCCAUAGCCUUCGUAUAUAUGUAUGUAUGUCUCUAAUAUUUUAGAUAUGUAUGGUGAUGAGCAUUUUGAUACACUGCUCCUGGCUUACAUGCGCAAGUUUGUGAAUAAUAAUUGUUUGUCACCAUUAAGUUUUAGAGUAUAUUUAAGAUCUGUUAAGCCUGUGAAAUUACAGUUUGAUUCUCUGAUGCACUGAAGGGUUUAUUACACUGUUAUUACUGCAGUAAUUACUACCUGUGUGGUGCCGCAACAGUAUCUGUCCUGUAACUCGAAAAGCAGGAUUUUCAUAUUAGAUCAUCACUGUACGUAAAAUGUCUGUAAUAGGUUAAAUAGAUCAGAUUUUGAUACUUGAAUUGUUUUAAUCGCCCCAAUAUUGUUUAAUUUUAAAAUGUAGUGUAUGUUUUCAAUCCUGACGUCUAGAAUCAAGAUGGAUUUGUAUUCAGUUGAAUCGCAAACACAAGCCCAAAGACUCAAGCAUUAUACAAAAGAUUGUUUUUAUUCUGCUUAUUUGUCCAUUUUAGAACAUGUUCCUAAAUUACAUCUUCCUAUGAUUUGACUGUUUGCCUUUCAAGCAACUCAACAUUGCUGCUAAAAAAUGUGGAUUGUCACUGAGAAAUCAUUUGAAUUGAUUUGUACAUUUAGCAGACAGAUUUGCAGAGCUGUUCAAACUCAAAAAAUACAUUUGGAGAGCAUUCAAAUUCCUAAACCAGUAUUUCUCUGAAUCCUAAACUCAAGUGUAUUAAAUGAGUCUUGUUAUACUGAACCUGUGCUUUAUAAUGCAGCUUUGAUCCAGUGUGAGAUGAGUGCACAAUAGCAGAGAAUAUGUAUGAAAAGGAAUUAAAACUCCAGCGGAGAUACAUGUUUGUAUCUGAAGUGUUUCUGAAGAGGACUGUGUGCUUUUUUGCAUCUGUGGAACUUGAAUUUUUAACCAUGUUGCUUUGUUUUGCUAUAAUGAUAAAAUGAGACUGGGAUGAAUUUUAAUAUACCGUUGGUUUUGAA